This is a messenger RNA of Cydia amplana, 983 nucleotides long. Its product is annotated as PITH domain-containing protein GA19395. The record is from RefSeq and is a predicted model, not a curated record. The transcript is spliced from 4 exons. NCBI's taxonomy places the organism in Eukaryota, Metazoa, Arthropoda, Insecta, Lepidoptera, Tortricidae. The coding region runs from base 74 to 697 and encodes 207 amino acids. Gene Ontology annotation, cellular component: nucleus.
ACCGUGACUAACUAUAUUUACCUUACCUGCAAAUUUAUAUUAAAAUUAAAACAAAUAGAUAAUAAUUAAUCAAAUGUCUCAUAACCAUUGUCACAAUGGAUGCCACGAUCACGACCACUCAAGUUCAGAGGAAUUGGGUAUUCAAUAUAACCUUUACGAAAAAAUUGAUAAGGAGAAUUUACAAUGUUUAAAUGAGAUGGUGGAAGGAUCAGGUAAAACAGUAUUUAAGCCAUGGGAAAGCCGGCAUGAUACAACUCAUUUUGUGGAGAGUGAUGCAGACGAAGAACUUCUUUUCAACAUCCCAUUCACUGGCAAUGUUAAACUUAAAGGCAUAAAGAUAGCAUCAGAAAAUUCUGAUGCACACCCAUCUAAGUUGAGACUAUUUAAAAACAAACCUAACAUGACAUUUGAUGAUGUCACCAUGGAACCAGAUCAGGUGUUUGAACUUCACAGAGACAGUGAAGGUGUAUUAGAAUAUGCUCCCAAAAUCGUCACGUUUUCAUCUGUAACCCAUUUGACCAUGCACUUUCCGAGUAAUUUCGGUGCUGACAACACGAAAAUUUAUUAUAUCGGCCUAAAGGGGGAAUGGGCGCCGGGACACAAGCACGGCGUCACCAUUUGUACAUAUGAAGCAAGGCCCAAUCUCGACGAUCAUAAAUUAAAACAUUUAGAUUCUGUAUCCAGGCAUAUAGAUUAGGCAAUUUAGUGUCAUAUUUUCAUAUUCGCUCGGCCUUACUAAAGUUGAACCAAUCUAAUUCAAUUACACAGAAAAAUAUAUGUCACAUAAAUACAGAUAUACUACCGAUACGAGUAGCAGCGCCGUUAAUUGACUUUAAUAGGUUCAGCUUGUAUCAGCCAGAUUGCAACCUAAUUUAUAACACCAUCUGUUUAUACCUAAACAUCGCAGGGUUUUGUUAGUUAUGAAGGAAAGGGAAAUGUGAAAUAUGUACUAAGUACUUUAUUUUAAAAUAAAAUAUUUUUAU